GCCGCCUAUGGGAAACACGGAAGAGUUCAUUCAAGGCGUUUUGAGAGCGUGGGCUGCUAAUCCACGGACACACACACAUACGCGAGAGUUUUUCCACUGUAAACAUGCUGUCGUGAAGCUUCUCCAAUGCGUCCUCGCGUUUUACUCUUGUUUUACUUUGGCUUUAAUCGGAGAUGUCUGGAUUCACAUUACUGCAUGGACUGAUUCUCGUUUGCUCGAUUCAACCGCUCGUGUCCGCCGAGAAACCGGAUGAUGGUUGUGGUCAUUAUGUCCUGGGCCAAGAGAGCGGCGUGCUGUCCUCCAAGAACUACCCAGGAACUUAUCCCAACAACUCCUGGUGUGAGUGGCGGAUCCGCGUGCCCAUCGGCCACACCAUCAUCCUUAAGUUUGGAGACCUCAAUAUGGAAGAGAAGGACUGUGGGUCGGACUAUUUGGAGGUUCUGAAAGGAUCCUUUGGGGCAGAAACUGUCGAAUGGAAGUACUGUGGUGGUCCUGCAUCCAUGCCCACCCUGAUUCACAUCGAGUCCAGUGAGCUUACUGUCCGCUUUCGCAGCAGUCAGCACAUCUCAGGAAGAGGAUUUCUGCUUUCAUACUCCAUAGACAACAACAAAGAGCUGCUAACAUGCUUGGACAGAGACAGCCAUUUCCAAGCGGUACAGACAAAGUACAGGAAGUACUGUCCGGCCGGAUGCGCUGCUGUGACGGGAGACGUGUCUGGAGACAUUUCCCUGGGCUAUAGACACACGUCAGUUCUGUGUAAGGCAGCGGUGCAUGCCGGGGUCAUCAUGGAUCAAUUUGGAGGACCAAUCACAGUGGAGGAGAGCCGAGGGCUCAGUCACUACCCUGCUGUCAGAGCUAAUGGCAUCCAGUCAAAAGAUGGAUCCUUGUCUGAAGCCUUCACAUUUGUCACAAACGACUGCGAUAAACAGUCAGUUCUUCAGAUGGUGACAACCUUCACAAGCUCCUCAUGGCACAAUAUCACCUCUGAUGGGUCUGAAGUUGAAUGGUUCCCUAACAACACCCACCCAUCCAUCUCCGAGGACCCUGCUGAAGUUAAUAACAGUCCACAGUGGCUCCAGAUCGACCUCGGAGAAAAACGAAGGAUCACAGGUAUUUUGACAACAGGGUUGACUAUUGCGAACCUUGAAUAUUUUGUGAAAAACUACAAGAUUGAGUACAAAGAGAGGAAUCGCUGGCGGGUGUUUACCCAGUAUAACAGCUCCAGUGAUAUGAUUUUUGAAGGAAAUGCAGACAGCUUCCACCAAACACGCAACACCUUCCAUCCGUCCAUCGCAACGCGAUUCAUUCGCCUUGUCCCUCAACAAUGGCACAGAAUAAUGGCCAUGAGAGUUCAGCUUCUGGGCUGUCCUUACAUAAAACCCGCCCCAGUGAAUUCAUCUCAGGUGACACAGGAGGCCUUGCCUACGCAGCCCAUUCAGAAUAUGACUAAGCCGGUUCCUUCUCAGGCUGAUCUGGUUCAUCUCAUUGUUAUCAUCGUGCCCAUUGUUCUGCUCGUGGUCCUUCUGCUGGUGGGGAUUUGUGUUGUUAAAAUGCUUUACAGUAAGAAGACAAAGGAGAACACGUACGGCUCUGCGGAUGCACAUCACACGGGCUGUUGGAGACAGAUAAAACAGCCCUUUGCCAGACAUCAGUCUACAGAGUUUACCAUUAAAUACAACACUGAGAAGGACCCCAUCCAGAAACUAGACCUGGUAACCAGUGCAAUGGCAGCCGAGUACCAGCAGCCACUUAUGCUUGGCACGGAUACGGUGUCUAGAAAAGGCUCAACAUUCCGGCCCAUGGACACGGAUGCCAAAGACAAGGACAUUGAGGCUACAUCUCACUAUGACCGCUUGCAAACAGGAAUCCAGUACGCCUUGCCACUGACCAAUCAAGAGCCGGAGUACGCCACGCCAAUCAUCGAACGCCACGCUUUCCGCAAAGAUCCCUUCAUAACAGAUCCCAGCUACAGCGUUCCAGGGGCGGUACUUAACAAAAGCCCAUCGUUUCGGGCGAUGGAGGGCAAUAACUGUAGAAAAGUAAUCGGAGGGCUGGCUGGAAGCUACCAGAUGCCUCAGGUCAAAAAAGACGGAGGGAAGUGCUUGGAGGGUAUCUACGACAGCCCGAAAAUCCGCAAGUCUGUCAGACAAAAUGGAAAUUUGGAGUACCAGAGACCCCAAAUAAAAGCCCCCGUGCAUGAGUGCUAUUCAACUCCAAGAGACUGUGUUAGACUGGCCAUCUCUGGACCCAGACCGGACCCCGAGGGCAGUAGAUCUGACCCAGAGGGCAGCAGCUCAGAUGGUACCUGAGCAGAACUAUACUGUGAUGUGCUUGAUAUAUCAACCAAAUCACCUCCGGAUUCUUCUGUUAACUUAUUUGUAUGUAAGGGACACCUUUGUUUUGUAUUUUUGCAGUUGAAGACAGAUGGGGAUGUGAAAUUGUGUAUUGUGUGUAUAUAUGACUUGCAUCGUUUUAAAUAAUUGUUUUUUAUUCUUUCUCCUGUUUCGUGAAAUGGGAAUCUAUUUUUUUUUAAUUAAUGCGAUAACACUUUACAGUAAGGUUGUAUGUGUUAACAUUAGUAAGUACAUUAGCUUACAUGAACUAACAAUAUGCAAUAUAGUUUAUCAGGGUUUGAAUAGUUUGGUUCCAAAAACAGAUAACUAUAGGCUGCUAUAGAAGUUUUGUUUAUUGUUAGUUCAUGAUGGCACAUUUACUAAUUUUAUCAAAAACAACCUUUAUUGUAAAGUGUUACCAAAUGCUUUGCCUGUAUCAGAGGACAAACAACAAAAUGCGGAAAUAUGCAAAAAAUGUGUCUUUGUGAACUGUGAAAGUGAGCCAGAUUUUUAUGCAUACAAUGUGAUCAUCUCAAUGUUUUCAAUCCCAGGUCUACAGGCAGAAAACUAGAGAUGGUUUUGUUCCUUUCUAACCCAGUUUAGACUGCUUGUAAGGAUUGUAUGUUUACCUUAUCUUUACCAGUUUUUCUGUCAUUUUAUUUCCUGCUUCUUCAUGCUGAUUUAAUUUUCUUCUUCAUGCCGACUGUUGUCCUGAUGUCAACGUAUUGGGGCAUACACUUGUUUCUUUGUCCAGAUGAUUGUUGACUGCGAAGCAAUAACAGACUGAAAUGUUAUUUGGUCCUGUUCGUUUAGUGUAUGGGAAUAUACAUGCAUAUGUACAUGUUUGAUUUGUAUAUUAAGAUGAGAAACAAAAAAUAGAGGAAAUGUUACUGCGUUCCUGAAGAUCUGGGCAUUGCUGCUGUGUUUGAAGGACAAUCCUUGUUAAAGAUUUCAGACAGGUCUUCAUUUCUGUGAAAUGUUGGUGGGGAUUUGGUUUGGGACUGUGCCCAUGAAGAUCUUGUCGUGCUGGUGUGUUGAAGUGCUGGGAAUCUCAAUGCUGUGUUUGUGCUCAUCUUAAACCCUGAUUAAAAACACCAGCUGCUGAACCUG
This is a messenger RNA of Paramisgurnus dabryanus, 3443 nucleotides long. RefSeq names its product discoidin, CUB and LCCL domain containing 1 (gene dcbld1). Gene Ontology annotation, cellular component: plasma membrane. Gene Ontology annotation, molecular function: signaling receptor activity. Lineage: Eukaryota; Metazoa; Chordata; Actinopteri; Cypriniformes; Cobitidae. The record is from RefSeq and is a predicted model, not a curated record.